UCGACACACCAAAAGCUGUCUGUCCUACUGUCCUAGUUUCAAUCAUCGUGCAUUUGUUGACAUGGAAGGUGUAAGUUUAGGACGAGGAAGAGGUAAUUUUCGCAAACUGUCUGCACUGUCACAGCCUCCAAGUUCUGGAGUACCUAAACCCCCAGGAACCCCUGCUGAACCACGAAUCCCUAGGGCCAUCAUUGGUCGAGGAUUUUCCGAUGCUCAAGGAGUGAAUCAAAUAGCAGAAAAUUUAUCCUCUUUGGAUACAUCGAAUAACACUCAAGAGUCUCCAAAGAAAAUUCUUGAAAGGGAUCUCGAUAAUAUACUGAAGGACACAAACAGAUGUUUUAUUCGUGCAACAAUAAAUUUUUUCAACAAUGACAACGAUGUUCAAUUUUAUGUGGAAAAAGUCAUAAAAUGUGCCUUGGAUUCAUUUUUGAUUGGAAAAAAGUUUGCGAUGUCUCUAAACUACAUCACGUCCCACAAGCUUUAUGGGCCGAAAAUCAAGGGAGUCUUCAUGUCUAAACUACAUUCCCACUAUGAGACCAUGAGUGCAUUGAUGAAAGAUAGCACAGGUUUGUCAGCGGAGACAAAAAUUCGUCUUCUAAACUUCUGUAGUUUCCUUGGCCAAGUUUAUUUUCGGUUCAGGCCGACGCUUGAGUUGAAUUUGAGAUAUGAGGUCUUUUCUGAUCCCGUCAUCUCAUGUAUGACCUAUCUUCUCAACUCUGGUGGAGUUCCAGAACUUUCCCUAUUGGUGCAGCAGCUUUUUAUGAACUAUAAAGCCCUUCACGACCAACAGAAGGAGAAGGUUUUAAGGCUAUAUGAUGAUGCUCGAGGUAAUUUGGUUAAAAGGGAUUUGACCGAAAAAGGACGUCUGUGGUUGUUGUGUGUCAUUGAAGUCUUUAACCAUCAGUGCAAGGACCUACACGAAGAUGUUGCCCAUUUCUAUGCUUCCCAAGCAGGGAAGAAAGAAUGGAGUGAACUUUUACUUGAAAAGAACAAGGGUAAAAUUAUUUUACUCCAUUCUCUGCCUGUGGACCUUAACCCUAAUGAAGAACAGCAGUUUGGUAUGGGCCGUGACUUUUAUCUUGAGAAAAUGUAUCUUGACCAAUUAUAAGCACCUAUUGGGUGACACAAUUGUUCAAUAUUUGAAACAGGAUAUUGCCACUAAAAGAAUUUGCCUUACGAUAAUGCUUGUUUUUAAGAGAUUAUUGUUGACGAGAUAAGAUUUUUGCGGUAUUUACUCAGGUACUAGUUUACUCAAACUGUAAAUUAAUCCAAACUAAAAUGUGUGUUUAGGUCUGUACUUAAUACGUUUGCCACACUUUUAGUAAUCCUACCCCUUGUGAAUGUUAGAUAAAAAUCUCUAACCUCUCUCUAAAGGUUUGAUUAUCAAAAGACUGUAUAGGCUUUUCAAGUUUAGGCUUUUCAAGGUUUUAGAGGACAGCAUUACUAAUUAAUAAACUACUUUUAUCUUAACUGUGUUGAAAUAUUUGUAAAUAAUAGUUUUAUAUUGUAAACAAUGACAUUCACUUACCCAUAGCAAUAUGAACAAAUGAAACCGAGUAGUACAUGCUCGCUGAGGCUUAAGUAUUUUCAGCGUUGUUUAAUCAUUGACAAUGAGAUUGAUUUUUAUUUUUAUCUAUAAUUGAUAACGUUUAUAGCUGUACGUAGAUCAUUAACAAAUUUGUAAAAAAAACUAAUUUUUACUCAUUUUUGAGAGAACACCAGCAAAAUGUCAUGUCAUGUUAAGUACAUUUGUCAUUGUAGGCUAUUGAAACAUUGAUCAUUGAAAACGAGAAAGAACAUUGGGUAAGAUAAUAUGCAAUAGCUUGUUGAAGAAGAUUUAUUAGUAUGGCAAAUAAUCUUUUGGGUGGGUGUUGAGUAUAGACAUUGACUAUAGGUUGUAUAUAAUAAUUGUGAUACAUCUUCAGCUGUUACUUUCAAUUGUGUUUAUUUUAUUUAUUUAUUUUGUUACAUUUAAAGAGAUUGACUGUAUUUUUCAGACUUUAUGGAGUACUUUUAUUUGUCAAAUUCCAUUAAGUGUGUAAAUAAAUAAAAUAGUUCUUAAUU
Molecule: messenger RNA, 2064 nt
Organism: Macrosteles quadrilineatus (aster leafhopper)
Lineage: Eukaryota; Metazoa; Arthropoda; Insecta; Hemiptera; Cicadellidae
Exons: 5
Coding region: 62-1108 (348 amino acids)
Source: RefSeq, a predicted model, not a curated record